Molecule: messenger RNA, 1305 nt
Organism: Saccharomyces mikatae IFO 1815
Lineage: Eukaryota; Fungi; Ascomycota; Saccharomycetes; Saccharomycetales; Saccharomycetaceae
Gene: ORC6
Product: origin recognition complex subunit 6
Exons: 1
Coding region: 1-1305 (434 amino acids)
Biological process (GO): DNA replication
Cellular component (GO): nuclear origin of replication recognition complex
Molecular function (GO): DNA binding
Source: RefSeq, a predicted model, not a curated record
AUGUCAAUGCAACAAGUUCAACAUUGUGUUGCGGAAAUUCUUCGACUAGAUCCUGUAGAAAAACCGGACUGGUCUAGUGGAUAUUUAAAGAAAUUGACCAAUGCAACAUCGAUUUUAUAUAACACUUCACUGAAUAAGGUGAUGCUGAAACAGGAUGAGGAGGUGGCCAGAUGCCAUAUAUGUGCGUACAUAGCAUCACAGAAGAUGAACGAAAAACAUAUGCCAGAUCUUUGUUAUUACUUAGACAGUAUUCCUUUAGAACCGAAAAAGGCCAAGCAUUUAAUGAACCUUUUCAGACAAAGUUUAUCUAAUUCUUCACCUAUGAAGCAAUUUGCUUGGACUCCGAGCCCCAAAAAGAGUAAGCGUAGUCCAGUGAAGAACGGUGACAGAUUUACCUCAUCUAACCCUAACGAUUUGAGAAGACAAUUGUUUGGUACACCAACUAAAAUUGGGCACAGUGAAAAAAAUGAUUCGUUGAUAAUACCAGUGCUGCCGCCUAUGCAAACAAACGAUGCACCACCUGUUACAAGAAGAAAAUUAGCAUUUGAGGAGGAAGAGACUCACGACGAAGAAUUAGGAAGUAAAUGUGUGUCAUUGAAAAAUCAUAGUACUAAGGGCAUUUCUGGAAACGGUGAAACAGAUAUUGAUGAAUAUGAAAAUCAUGAAAGUGAGUCUGGAAGUGAAGAAGAGACAUCAGAUGUACAAGAAAGAAAGGGCAGGAAAAGCAUACAGAACAAGAGAGUCAAAAAACCGAAAUCAGAAUUGAAGACAGCAAAAACUCUGAGGAAAAGAGGUAGAAUACCAAAUUCCUUGUUAGUAAAAAAAUAUUGUAAGAUGACCACUGAAGAGAUAAUUAGACUUUGCAACGAUUUCGAACUCCCAAGAGAAGUGGCAUAUAAAAUCGUGGAUGAGUAUAAUAUAAACGCAACAAGAUUGGUUUGCCCAUGGCAAUUAGUGUGUGGGUUGGUAUUAAACUGCACAUUUAUUGUAUUCAAUGAAAGAAGGCGUAAGGAUCCACGUAUCGAUCAUUUUAUUAUUAGUAAAAUGUGCAGUUUGAUGCUGACGUCAAAAGUUGAUGAGGUCAUUGAAUGUGUCAAACUAGUGAAAGAAUUAAUCGUCGGUGAGAAAUGGUUUAGAGAUUUGCAGAUAAGGUAUGACGAUUUCGAUGGCAUCAAGUAUAACGAAAUCAUUUUUAGGAAAUUAGGGUCAAUGCUCCAAACCACAAAUAUUUUAGUUACAGACGAUCAGUACAAUAUUUGGAAGAGAAGAAUUGAGUUAGAUUUGGCUUUAGCAGAAUCCUUAUGA